Molecule: messenger RNA, 1759 nt
Organism: Verruconis gallopava
Lineage: Eukaryota; Fungi; Ascomycota; Dothideomycetes; Venturiales; Sympoventuriaceae
Exons: 4
Coding region: 554-1603 (349 amino acids)
Molecular function (GO): oxidoreductase activity, acting on NAD(P)H
Source: RefSeq, a predicted model, not a curated record
CGCAACUCUAAAAUCAGAUCGACAGACACGACCAUUGGUAAAGCUUUUACUGAAUGGCACUACGCUAACUGCUGACGUCAUGUAUCGCGAACAAUCUUUCUGCCUGAAUAUCAUAGCUGAGCUUUCCACUGUUACUAUUGCUGUCCCCUUUGUGGAUAUUUGUAAGCCGAGGGGUCAUCGAGGCACAAUUAUCUACCAAUCCGGCUUUCUGCUGAUGCAGCAACCUCAAGGGAUUAGCAUGGCUUAUCCAGACUGAAAUAGGAGCUCAUUGGCUUAUUUUGAGGGGUCACCGCAAAGUUAACUAAAGAGCGGCAUAUACGAGGCUGUCGACGAGGAUAGUCACAUUCUGGACCUUUGAGGACCAGCACCUAAGAGUCGGAACCUGAUAGAUGUGUGGCCAAAUCUGCACUAAUUAUGCAAUCUGGGUUUGUUAUAAUAGACCGAAAAGUCCUUGAGAAAUCUGAGCAAAGGGUCAAUCCUGAGUAUCCCCUACAACUCGCAAUCUCAACAGACUCUUAACCUAUAUCGCACUGUCUUUGUCAAGUACCUCAUUAUGAAGGCCGUUAUUGUCAAAGAAAUGGGUAGCGAGGCUACCGUUGUUGACGACUUCGAGAUACCAGUACCUGGAGACGAUCAAAUACUCGUCCAAUCCAUCUACACGGCGAUCAACCCAGUAGAUUCGUAUAUGGCGUCUUCAGGUAUCCUUGUGCUCAGUUGGCCACUGGUUCUUGGGUGUGACGCUUCCGGCGUGGUCGUCAAAGCAGGACAGAAAGCUCAAGGACCUACUGGACCUCUUAAAGUUGGUGAUGCGGUGCUGGGCUGUACAAGGCUUGGCGACAAAGCGUAUGGCACCGCUCAAGAAUACUUUCUUAUGGAUGCCGCCCUUACAACUCCAAAGCCUGAUAAUAUCUCCAUGGCCGAAGCGGCGACGGUUGGGGUCGGAUUCUACACUGCGUGUCUUGGUGUCUUUGACGGUUUGAACAUCCCCAUCCCUAGGAGUCUUCAGGAACUUCCACAUGCUGGUGAGGAAUGGGCUCUCGUCCUUGGCGGCUCCAGCAGUGUCGGUAAAUUUGCCCUUCAGCUGCUCAAGGCUUUGGGGUACAAAGUAGUUGUUACCUGCUCUCCAAAGUCUUCCGAAAUGCUUAGGUCCCUCGGCGCAAGCGAAACUCUUGACUACAAGAAACCCGAAACAGAACUGCUUAAGCUUCUCUACUCUACCACCGGUGGCAAAUUGAUACGAAUCUUCGAUGCAGUAGCCUCUAACCAUGACUUCGUCAAGGCCUUUUACGAGAAUGUUGAGGGUGAAAAGUUCUUUUCAACAACUAAUGACUGGACACCUUUCGAGCCAUCUGAUUUUAACGGUGCACGCAUCAGUUCCGUUAAGCUUGGCUCCAUUGGUCGUCCUGAUGCUGCUGAACUGAAUAAUACUAUCACCAAACUGAUUCCCCUCAUGUUUCACAUGCUCAAGACUGGUAUGGUGCAACCUGCAGAAUACGAGCUCAUUGGCAAUACUGGCUUUACCAGUGUCAUUGAAGCUUGGGGAUAUCAGCAGACCGGCAAAGCUGGUUCAAAGAAGGUGCUUGUGAAACUGCAGGAUUUUUGAUAGGAUGAGACAGAAAAUAUUGGGAGGCAUCCAAAGUGUAGAGCCCUCAUUCUACGAAGUCGUGUCAUUCGUUCAAGAUCUACAAUUGAGGUAAUUUUCACGGCCGUCGCUUUCGUUAUUCAACUUCCAUAGCUAUGCAAUGAAGACGACUAUUCC